AGUCUCCAGCUUCCGGCGCGCGGUCCUUGCGGAGAGGGCCAUGGCGGUUCCCGCCGCUGUCCUGGGGCCCUCUGCCCUCAGCCAGAGCGGCCCCGGGUCGAUGGCGCCCUGGUGCUCCGUGAGCAGUGGCCCGUCUCGUUAUGUGCUCGGGAUGCAGGAGUUGUUCCGAGGCCACAGCAAGACUCGUGAGUUCCCGGCGCACAGUGCCAAGGUGCACUCGGUGGCCUGGAGCUGCGACGGUCGUCGCUUGGCCUCGGGAUCUUUCGACAAGACUGCCAGCGUGUUCUUGCUGGAGAAGGACCGGCUGGUCAAGGAAAACAACUACCGUGGACAUGGGGAUAGCGUGGACCAGCUCUGCUGGCAUCCAAGCAACCCUGACCUUUUUGUCACCGCAUCUGGAGAUAAAACCAUUCGCAUCUGGGAUGUGAGGACUACAAAAUGCAUCGCCACUGUGAACACGAAAGGGGAGAACAUUAACAUCUGCUGGAGUCCCGACGGGCAGACCAUUGCAGUGGGCAACAAGGACGAUGUCGUGACCUUUAUUGACGCCAAGACGCACCGUUCCAAAGCGGAGGAGCAGUUCAAGUUUGAGGUCAAUGAGAUCUCGUGGAACAACGACAACAACAUGUUCUUCCUGACCAACGGCAACGGCUGUAUCAACAUCCUCAGCUACCCAGAACUGAAGCCUGUGCAGUCCAUCAAUGCCCACCCUUCUAACUGCAUCUGUAUCAAGUUUGACCCCAUGGGGAAAUACUUUGCCACAGGAAGUGCGGAUGCCUUGGUCAGCCUCUGGGACGUUGACGAGCUAGUGUGCGUGCGGUGCUUUUCCAGACUAGAUUGGCCUGUGAGGACCCUCAGCUUUAGCCAUGAUGGGAAAAUGCUGGCGUCGGCUUCGGAGGACCAUUUCAUUGACAUAGCUGAAGUAGAGACAGGAGACAAGCUGUGGGAGGUGCAGUGUGAGUCCCCGACUUUCACCGUGGCUUGGCACCCCAAGAGGCCUCUGCUGGCUUUUGCCUGCGACGACAAAGAUGGCAAGUACGACAGCAGCCGGGAGGCCGGGACCGUGAAGCUCUUUGGGCUUCCCAAUGACUCCUGAGAGGACACAGCCACGAGGAAGAGGAUGCCGGGCGGACUGUUCGGGCUUCCUAAUGACUGGACCUGACGGGGAGAGGGGGCUGGGCGCAAACCUUCCUUUUGUAUAGUUCCGUGUGGUCUUUGGGCUUUGGGCAUCCUAAAUGUUUGUAAAUGGCACACAUUACAAAGACCCUUUGGUCAGGCUGUGGUACCGCAGGAUUGAACCAGCCUUGCACGUGGUGAGCAAGUGGCCCACUCAGCCCCAGCCCCGCCCCACUGCCUGGGUUUUUUUUUUUGUUUUUUGUUUUUUUUGGUGUAUUUUGUGUUAGGCAGUUAGCUAAUAAGGACUCUGCAAGUAUGGGUCAUAAUCUGUUGUUGAGGUUUCUCUAAAGGAAGAGAACUGGUAGAAUGUCUGUCUGUCUCUCUCUUGUCUCUGUGUGUCCAUACAUGGGAUUUUCUCAGAGUGGCUGACAGGCCGUGGUCUGGGUUGUCAUUCCAAUGAUGCUGCGGUCUCCUGACGGAAAGGCCAAGGAUCAGUAGCCGUUGAGACUCAUCUGAUGCGGAGUCCUGGGGAAUCCUAGAGAGCUGCUGAUCGUCGGUCAGUGUUGGAAUCCUGAAGAAGCGGGCUCUGUGGUUACCAGGGAAGGACUCCCUGAGCAGCAGGGUGGAUGGACCAGGCAGUGAGAGUGAGGGCAAACAGGCGGAAAGCCAAAGCCUUUUCUGUGACUUUUUAUACACUGCCACCAGCAUGUGUCCCAGGUUUCCGGUGGCUCUUCCUACCUCAGAUGAUCAAGAUUUCUCUCAGGUGUGCCCUGCUGGUUGGGUUUCAGUGAUUUCCAGACGCUGCAGUCAAGUUGACAGCCAAGAUUGCCCACCACAUGCCCAGCGUGGCAUGCCCUUUGGGAGUGCCCUGUGUUCUGGGUUUUAAUAUGGCAGUUUGUUGCUUAGGCAGUACCUACUUAGAGGGAGGGCAGCACAGGGAUGGGAUUUUUAAAAACAGCUUUGAGAACUGAGCAUUCAUUAAAGCCGGCUUUCGUUA
Rattus rattus (black rat) is the source of this 2113-nucleotide messenger RNA. RefSeq names its product THO complex 3 (gene Thoc3). Lineage: Eukaryota; Metazoa; Chordata; Mammalia; Rodentia; Muridae. The coding region runs from base 41 to 1096 and encodes 351 amino acids. The record is from RefSeq and is a predicted model, not a curated record. Gene Ontology annotation, cellular component: THO complex part of transcription export complex. The transcript is spliced from 6 exons. Gene Ontology annotation, molecular function: protein binding. Gene Ontology annotation, biological process: mRNA export from nucleus.